UCUCCUUUUAUAGCAGAGUGCCAACGCGGACUGCUUUUCCUCAAGCAGCAACUCUAACGGAGGAGGGCGUGAAGAAACUUCCAAGAAGUGGUGAUCACAAUGUUGGUGAGAUCGCUUGCAUCGCUCUGCCUUUUGGCCGCCGUGGCCUUCGCCGUCCCUGCCCAGGAGAAACGUGUCCAUCACCAUGCCGAUCUCAGUGACCACGCCCACGAUGACACUCACGGAUUCCAAUACGACCAUGAAGCCUUUCUGGGGAAGGAGGAGGCCAAGACCUUUGACCAGUUGACCCCAGAGGAGAGCAAAGACAGACUGGCGAAGAUUGUGGACCGCAUUGAUACGGACAAAGAUGGUUUCAUCAACCAUGCCGAGCUUCAUUAUUGGAUCAAACACCGUCAGAGGAGUUACAUCUCGGAGAACGUGAACAGACACUGGAAGGAUUAUGAUAAAAACGAGGACGACAAGAUCGCCUGGGAGGAGUACAAAAACACCACCUAUGGCUACUAUCUUGGUGAGGAGUUUGACGACAUCGAGGACAAGGCUACCUACAAGUCCAUGCUCACCAGAGACGAAAGACGCUUUAAGACGGCCGAUCGGGACGGCGACGGGAUCGCCACGCGUGAGGAGUUCACUGCCUUCCUCCAUCCAGAGGAGUUUGAUUACAUGAAAGACUUGGUUGUACAGGAAACAGUUGAGGACAUUGACAAGAACGGCGAUGGCAAGAUCAACCUAGAUGAAUACAUUGGUGACAUGUACACACCAGAGGAGGGAGAGAGUGAACCUGAGUGGGUCCAGACCGAGAGGCAACAUUUCACCGAGUCCAGAGAUGCCAAUAAGGAUGGUUACCUGGAUUCCAGUGAGGUGGCCCACUGGAUUUUGCCAGGAGAAGUGGACCAUGCUGCCAAUGAAGCCAAACACUUGAUCCACGACACCGACACCAACAAGGACGAGAAAAUAACCAAGAAAGAAAUCCUGGCCAACUGGAACAUGUUUGUGGGCAGCCAAGCCACCAAUUAUGGAGAAGAUUUAACAAAGAGACACGACGAACUUUGAUGAGCUGUUGCAUUCCAGGAGGAGAUCAUUGCGGUUUUUGGUUCUCCAGUUUGUUCACGGGGGGUGGAGGGGGUAGUUAGGACAGGCCACUGGGUUCCACUCUGAUCAAGAGUAUGAACUUGUACUCUAGUUCACGGUUAGCUACUAUUCAACACGCUGUCACAUACUGUGUAUGUGGAUACAGGUGAUGCACUCCCACAUUUCUUACUCUCACAAAAGUAUUUCAGUUUGAUAGUACGAUUUGUUUGGAGUUGGAGCCUUGAAAGUGGUCGCAACAUUUCUGAAUGACAUCAGAGAACCAUCAUGGUGAUGUACACUCCUUUGUUUGUGUCUGGCUUAUAAGUCAAUACAAUUUAAAAAAACAAAAGGCGACAUUGUAUCGGAUACAGUUAUUACACACAACUGUACUACGUGAGGCGUGUCAGAAAACAACUUUGGCUACUAAAAUGUUUUUAAAAAUUUUCCAGGACAAAUAAACAGUUUUUUUUA
This is a messenger RNA of Doryrhamphus excisus (bluestripe pipefish), 1539 nucleotides long. It is a transcript of the gene rcn3, whose product is annotated as reticulocalbin 3, EF-hand calcium binding domain. Gene Ontology annotation, cellular component: endoplasmic reticulum. The record is from RefSeq and is a predicted model, not a curated record. Gene Ontology annotation, molecular function: calcium ion binding. NCBI's taxonomy places the organism in Eukaryota, Metazoa, Chordata, Actinopteri, Syngnathiformes, Syngnathidae.